AUGAGAAAUAUCAGUUGUAUGUUAUUUACGUCUUUCUUUCAAACGUAAUCACCGAAUGAAGAUUGCUUCAUAGAAGCGGUAAGUAUUUCCUCUUAAAACACACGUACGCACACAAAUGCGAAGCAGUUUCAUCCGCGUGGAUCCACGGUUGCUUCAGACGGGUAAUCCCAGAUUGAUAAGUAGUGAAUAAAUAAGCGAUUCGCCACCUUUUUCGGAUUUACUUUCGUUAUUAUGAAGACUAUGACAAUUGGAUUUAUUUUAAUAAUUGCAUGUGCAAUAGAAUAUGGAUACGGGCAAAAUAAGUUGUGUGGCUUGGACAAAUUUCAGUGUAAAAAUGAACAUUGCAUAGCAAGUGAAUUGUUAUGCGAUGGGCGAGCAGAUUGUGAAGAUGGGUCUGAUGAAACACGUGAAGAAUGUAGUAAACCAGGAAUAACAUGUCCUGGUUAUGCAUUUCGAUGUGCAUAUGGUGCAUGUGUAGAUGGAGAUAAGACUUGCAAUGGAGUGAAAGACUGUAUCGAUAAUAGUGAUGAAACAAUAUCUAGGUGUAGAGGUAGCCAGCAUAAUUCAUCCACAACAUGUUCAACAGAUGAGUUCAAAUGUAGUAAUGGAGAAUGCAUUUCUGCAAGUAAUUUAUGUGAUGGUACUCCUGAUUGUGCAGAUAAAUCAGAUGAAACAUUUAUUCAGUGUGGGUCCAUUGCCUGCUCACAGUUACUCUUUCGUUGUCACUAUGGUGCCUGUAUCGAUGGUAAUUUAAAGUGUAAUGGAGUCAUAAAUUGUGCAGAUAGUUCCGAUGAAAAUCCGGAAUUAUGUGGAAGUGUUACAGAAAAAUCGCCAGACACUGACACAUCUCCUUGGAUUCCCUUACCUACAAGAGAAUUUUGUAAUGCACCACCACAGCCACAAAAUGGUUACAGAAAAUUGCAUAAAUCACAAUGUUCUAUUCAAGAGAAUUGUGAUAUUGAGGAAGGUACUGAAUUACAACCAGGUGCAUAUUUAGUUUACACCUGUAGAAAAGGUUAUAAAAUCAAAGGCUCACCUGAUGUAGUUUGUGGUGUGGGAGGCAAAUGGUUGAAUAUUCCGAUUUGUGAAGAAAUACGUUGUAAAUCUUUAUUGUCAACUUCGGUAACCGCUUGGUGUAAAUACGAUGAUCAAGAAGUAUCAUGCGACUCUGCUUUGCCUCGUACACAGGGAGAAAUGUCUUGUAGGAAUAGUUAUCGCCCGGAUAUAACGUCCCCUUUACAUUUAACAGUUAGAUGUAACGAAAAUGGACAAUGGGAACCAGAGCCGAUGCGAUGUAUCCCAGAAUGCGGUAUUACACAUCCAAAUGCUACGCCUCUUAUCGUAAAUGGAACUAGACCUAAUAUCACCGAGUUUCCAUGGCAUGCCACAAUUUACAGAGCAGAAGCACCUGACGCGAUUAAAGAAUUUAUUUGUGGUGCAACUAUUAUUCACGAGAAACUUUUAGUAACUGCAGCGCAUUGCGUAUUCAUCGAACGCACUAAGACAUUAGAUGACCCGUCAAAGUAUUACAUAUUAACGGGAAACAUUUAUAAAGAUUACGAUUCCAUUCUUCACAAUCCAUUGACUGUGAAAAGGGCUAAGGUAAAAAAUAUAUACAUCGUGUGUAACUAUUUGGGAUUAGAGGGAAACUAUGCUGGCGACAUAGCUAUAUUAGAAAUUACGAAACCAUUUGUAUUUUCAUCUUUACUGUUACCGAUAUGUUUGGACAUUUACCAUCAAGUCGAAUUAGAAGUUGGAACUUUGGGAAAAGUAGCAGGAUUUGGCAAAACUCAAUUUGGAACGUAUAGUUCUAUUUUGCAAUCCCUUACAGUGCCGUACAUCCCUUUGAAUCAAUGCUUAUCGUCAAGCGAUCCUUUCGAAACUAAACGAUAUGUUACGAUUGAUAAAUUUUGCGCUGGAUACACGAAUGGAUCGUCGGUAUGUGAUGGCGAUAGCGGCGGCGGAUUAGUUGUUCAAAGUGGAAAUCUAUGGUAUUUGAAAGGUAUUGUUAGUGUUAGCCUUGGCGUGAAAGUAACAGGAGCAGGUAGAACUUGUGACAGUACUACAUAUUCUCUAUAUACGAUAGUGUCCCGUCAUAUGACAUGGAUACAAGACGUUAUCCUUAGAUUACAAAUAAAUAAAUCAUUUCCUUCAUGUUUUACAGUACCAUAAUUUAUAUAGGCAUAUUU
This is a messenger RNA of Hylaeus anthracinus, 2189 nucleotides long. Its product is annotated as modular serine protease-like. Lineage: Eukaryota; Metazoa; Arthropoda; Insecta; Hymenoptera; Colletidae. The record is from RefSeq and is a predicted model, not a curated record. The transcript has 8 exons. Gene Ontology annotation, molecular function: protein binding; serine-type endopeptidase activity. The coding region runs from base 232 to 2172 and encodes 646 amino acids. Gene Ontology annotation, biological process: proteolysis.